ACCAGUCAGAAGCUCCGCUCCGUGAACUGGAUGCUGACAGUUCUCCGCGCGGCGGUGCGGUCACCAUGCAAAGGUUAGCCGGGACCCGCUCUACGAGGCCGCCCCCCCUGCCCCUCCUGCCCCCCCGCCGCCCCAGCAGCAGCAGCAGAAGCAGCCGCAGCAGCGGCGGGAACAGCCGCCCGGAGCGGGUCUAGCAGCAGCAGGAAACACGGACUACUGGUCGUUCACUGGCUGCUCGCAGCGACGCAGGUGUCGGAGAGGAUGGACUUGUUCCCGGGGGUCCCCUCUCCUCCCUCCCCGCGCUGAAGCGGCCCCAUGAGCGUCCGCAGCAGCGGUGGAGGUGGAGGUGGAGGAGGAGGAGGCGGGAGCUCCGAGCCGCCAUCUUGGUCGCAGCAGCAGCUCUCCUCGGCGCCCGCGGCCCCGCAGCUGCUCCCGGCCAGGGCCAAGGAAGGCCCCAUGGAGGAGCUGCACAGCCUGGACCCCCGGAGACAGGAGCUGCUGGAGGCCAGGUUUACAGGAGCUGUCAGCGGCAACACAGGAGGCAGCACUGGCAGCACCAGCGGAGGUGCUAAGGGUCUGGCCAACGAGUCGUCCAACCACAGCUAUGGAAGUCUGGGCUCAUCAAGUGACAAGGAGUCGGAGACCCCGGAGAAGAAGCACUCUGAAUCGUCCAGGGGGAGGAAAAGGAAAGCCGAUACCUAUUCUGAGAGUAGUCAAGGGAAGACUUCCAUACGUGCUGCCAAAAUCAGUGACUAUUUUGACUUCCAGGGUGGGAAUGGUUCCAGUCCGGUCCGAGGCCUCCCGUCAGCUCGCCGCUCUCCGCAGAACUCACACUCCGCUCCAGGUUCAAUCAUUCGUCAGAACAGCUCGUCUCCCACCAGUCUGUGUUUCGUGGAGCACAACCUCAAAGCCUCCUGCAGCAAAUCUAUCCAGACGGAGCUGACGGGCCUGAAACUGGCUGAUCUGGAGAGCAACAAGAGUCUGGACCUGGAAAAGAAAGAAGGUCGGAUAGACGACCUGCUCAGGGCUAACUGUGACUUGCGGCGACAGAUUGACGAACAGCAAAAACUCUUAGAAAAAUACAAGGAGAGACUAAACAAGUGCAUCACAAUGAGCAAGAAACUUCUGAUAGAGAAGAGCAACCAGGAGAAGCAGUCAUGUCGGGAGAAAAGCAUGCAAGAUCGUCUCCGUCUCGGGCAUUUCACCACCGUCAGACACGGCGCCUCCUACACGGAGCAGUGGACUGACGGAUAUGCAUUCCAGAACCUGAUCAAGCAACAGGAGAGCAUCAACCAGCAGAGGGAGGACAUAGAGAGACAGAGGAAGCUGCUGGCCAAGAGGAAGCCGCCCAACCCCGCCUCUCCUGCCCUCUCUGUGGCCUCCACAUCGGAACCAAAGCAGCGCAAAACCAAGGUCGUCAACGGCAACGAUUCUGACCCCUUCGUCAAGCCAUCCCUGCCCCAGCUGCUGACCCUCGCUGAGUACCACGAACAGGAAGAAAUAUUCAAGCUUCGCCUCGGACACCUGAAGAAGGAGGAAGCAGAGAUCCAGGCAGAGCUGGAGCGGCUGGAGCGGGUGAGGAACCUGCACAUCAGAGAGCUCAAGAGGAUAAACAACGAGGACAGCUCGGCUUUCAAAGACCACCCGACCCUGAAUGAGCGGUACCUGCUGCUGCACCUGCUGGGCCGGGGAGGCUUCAGCGAGGUCUACAAGGCUUUCGACCUGUUUGAGCAGCGCUACGCCGCCGUUAAAAUCCACCAGCUCAACAAGAACUGGAGAGAGGAGAAGAAGGAGAACUACCACAAGCAUGCAUGCAGAGAGUACCGGAUACACAAGCAGCUGGACCAUCCCAGAAUAGUCAAACUGUACGACUAUUUCUCCCUGGACACUGACACGUUCUGUACGGUCCUGGAGUUCUGCGAAGGCAACGACCUGGACUUUUACCUGAAGCAAAACAAGCUCAUGUCAGAGAAGGAGGCCCGCUCCAUCGUCAUGCAGAUCGUCAGCGCCCUGCGCUACCUCAACGAAAUCAAACCUCCCAUCAUCCACUACGACCUCAAACCAGGUAACAUCUUAUUGGUGGACGGUACAGCAUGUGGAGAAAUCAAGAUCACAGACUUCGGCCUGUCCAAGAUAAUGGACGACGACAACUACGGCGUGGACGGGAUGGAUCUCACGUCCCAGGGGGCGGGAACCUACUGGUAUCUCCCCCCGGAGUGUUUUGUGGUGGGAAAGGAACCACCCAAGAUCUCCAACAAGGUGGACGUCUGGUCUGUGGGGGUGAUCUUCUUCCAAUGCCUCUACGGACGCAAGCCUUUUGGACACAAUCAGUCGCAGCAGGACAUCCUCCAGGAAAACACCAUCCUAAAAGCCACAGAGGUUCAGUUUCCAGCAAAACCACAGGCCAGCACAGAGGCCAAGGCGUUCAUCCGGCGCUGUCUGGCCUACCGUAAGGAGGACCGGUUCGACGUCCACCAGCUGUGCUCGGACUCCUACCUCCUCCCUCACAUCCGCCGCUCCAACUCCUCCGGCUCCCUGCAGUCCAGCACGGCGGCGCUGCCCGCAUUCUGACCCACACACCACACCCUCAGGGCCGGCUCAGGCAGGACCGCUGGGACCGGAGGAGAACACCGGGGGAGCAACGUCUUUCUCUCCUUUUUUUGAGUUGUUACCAGGAUGGAUAAAUAAGCAACAGAAGAAAAUAAAAAGGAAAACGUGAGAAGGUAAAUAGAGAAAACGGAAGGACAAGAAGCCCUUGGACUCAGAGAGAGAGAGAGAGAGAGAGAGGGCAGUAAAGCGAAUAAUAGAGAUGAGUGACGUGAGGGAAAUAGAAGAGGGCCAGCUCUGUCUGGACGGAGAUAAAGGAAAGUGAGUGUUGCUUCUGGACUAAAUGAAGCGGCGUCUGGAAGCUCCUCCAUGCACUAGAGACCCACGUCUUGUAGCUCCACACGCAUCCCCACAAACAUCCAACUAUAGCAGAACUUUUCCAGGAAACCAAGACUGGUGUCGACAUUAAUCCACCGUUUCACGGCAGCGGAGAGCGACCGGCGGAGCGGGUCGGGGGCUCAGAGGAGAAUCGUGUCCAUCUUAACUUACUCGCAUUUUCAUUUUCAUGGAGUCACGAAAUAGAUGCAUCACAGCGGCUUCACUCUGCUUUUCAUUUAAAAGUGGUGACAGAACCUGGACGGGACUUCCAGCCCAGUUUGUCCACAGGUCCACCGUCUCUACGUAAUCAAAUCAGAAGCAUUUUAAGUGUGCAGAAAAAUGCAAAUCUGUCUUAACCCUUUCCUGUCAUUCAGGUAACAGCCAGCGUGUUGCAACACGAGCUGGACGAGAGUCGGACUCAACACCGGGUUCUCCCAGCUGUUACCGUCGUCGCAGCACACUUUAUUGUACAUUUCAUGUUCAGGAGACAUUACUCUAACAAAUAUCUAAUAGUCAGGUUUUUUCUUGCUUCCUGUUGUCUGUUUGCUCCAUUUUUCUUUUAAUUUCCUUUUCCUUCUCAAAGCUGUUCUCAGUUUGCUGCUAUAAAUGUUGCUUUUAGUUUGUAACGUGAAUGAUUUUCACCUUGCAUACUUGAACCGUUUGAAGAGGAAAUCUCCGGAGCCCGUGCCGUUUUGAGGGAACGCCUCACACUUUUAAAAUGUCUACUUGCAUUUUUUUUUUUUUUUUUUUUUUUUUUUUUGUUAAAGUGUAAAAGCUUAACAGACAUUAAAAGCGAGUCCCGGUAAUGCUUCUGUGGUGGAGAACGGCCACACCAGGUCAUCUGAGUCGCUCCGUCUUUAACUUCAGCUGAGAUUUAAGUUGUUAUAAUAUGUUGUCAUUGUGUAAAUUAAAACAAAAGGAAACAA
Messenger RNA from Cololabis saira (Pacific saury), 3851 nucleotides. RefSeq names its product serine/threonine-protein kinase tousled-like 1-B. NCBI's taxonomy places the organism in Eukaryota, Metazoa, Chordata, Actinopteri, Beloniformes, Belonidae. Gene Ontology annotation, biological process: chromosome segregation; peptidyl-serine phosphorylation; intracellular signal transduction. Gene Ontology annotation, cellular component: nucleus. Gene Ontology annotation, molecular function: ATP binding; protein serine/threonine kinase activity. The coding region runs from base 316 to 2571 and encodes 751 amino acids. The record is from RefSeq and is a predicted model, not a curated record. The transcript is spliced from 20 exons.